CGGGUUACACCGCCCUCUUCUCAACAUUAGUAGUUAUCAGUACUCCGUAAUUUCCCCGGUAAAUCCUCCCUGCUUAUCGCACCGCCUGCUGCCAUUUGGAUUGGCGUAUUGCUGUCGACGCGCUAAGCGGUCUCACUCCUUGCGGCCCUCGCUACUGCCCUCAUGCCUAGGUAGGUCAAGUCGAUGACCCUGUUACCCGGUUUUUGUCGGCACGGUCUCCGGAGCGGGUGUCCGUCGCGGUCGCCAUUCCAAUUGCGCAAGCGGGGAGGAAGAGAGAGGGUUUGAGUUCUUAUCUCGACAUCUCGGAACCAAACAAGAACGCAAGUCGCGUUUCCCCUCUUCGUGCCCUUCGUGCGGUGCGCUCUCAGCUUGAGCGAAACGCGCAAAACGCUCACCAACACACGCCUCCCACGGUAGUUCCGACAGUACAGGCUUCCUGCCCUCAAAAUGGGGCCCUCAACAUCCAUCCCGCAAACCUCGGGCCUAACCCCGGGGGGUCGACGAACCCUCGGGAUCGCAUUGCUGCUAAUCGUGGUGUUUCUCUGGACGGCCUCGAAUUUCCUGGCCAGUACCAUCUUCGCCGACAACACCUACUCCAAACCCUUCUUCGUGACCUACGUCAACACCUCCAUCUUCAUCCUCCCGCUCGCCUCGAUCAUCGCCAGUCGGGUGUUCCGGCUCUGGCGCGCCGGCAAGCUGUACCGGAUUCGGUCGGUGCAGAGUCUGUUGCAGCAUCUUGAUGCGCAUGAUAGUAGUCUGGAUGGUGAGGGGCGCCGGAUAUUGGAUCACGCGGGUGUCGAGGGUAGGAGCAGGAGUAGGAGUGCUGGUGCUGGCGGCAGCUGGGGUAGGGCGGGGGCCGGGGAGGUUCCGUCGGCCAGGUUGGGGUUGAAGGAGACGGCGAAGCUGAGUUUUCAGUUUUGUCUUUUGUGGUUUACUGCCAACUACUUUGCCAUGGCAUGUUUACAGUAUACAACGGUGGGGAGUACCACCAUUCUUACCUCCACGAGUGGCGUGUGGACCCUCAUCUUCGGCGCCCUCAUCGGCGUCGAACGCUUCACGCCCCGCAAACUCCUCGGCGUGAUCGCCUCCCUCAUCGGGAUCAUCAUCAUCUCGCGCCUCGACAUCUCCUCCCCCUCCCCUGCCCCAGACGCAGACCCGAAUCCCAACCCCAAUCCCACCUCCACAGGAGGAAACAGGAGCAUCUUCCCCCCCAAAGCCCCUUACGAAAUCGCCCUCGGCGACGCCAUGGCCGCCUUCAGCGCCGUCAUGUACGGGGUCUACACAAUCGUCCUGAAAAAACAAGUCGGCGACGAAUCCCGCGUCAACAUGCAGCUCUUCUUCGGGCUGGUCGGCUUACUGAAUAUGGUGCUGCUGUGGCCCGGUUUUCUGGUGCUGCACGCUCUGGGCAUCGAACCCCUCGCGUGGCCCGACUCCCCCCGCGUCUGGACCAUCAUCUGGGUCAAUGCGCUCGCCUCCCUCCUGUCCGACCUGUGCUGGGCCUACGCCAUGCUCCUGACCACGCCGCUGGUCGUGACCGUCGGCCUGAGUCUGACGAUCCCGCUGUCGUUGGUGGGCCAGAUGGUGAUUCAGGGGGAGUAUGCGAGUGGGGCGUAUUGGGUGGGCGCGGCGGUGGUGUUUGGGUCGUUUUUGGUGGUGAAUCAUGAGAGUCGUGUUGAUGUGGACUCUCAGGGGGGGAAUGGGGGGGAUGGGGAGGAGAGCGGGAGGGGGAGGACGAGGGGGAGGACGGGGGCAUCGUCGGGGUAUGAGGCUAUUUCGGCGGUGGAGGAGGGAGGACAUCGCGAUUGAUGGUUUGUGUGAGGUUGUGUGGGGGGAAGGGUUGUGUUGGGCCCUUUUGGGGGGUGAAGUAUAGACUGCAUGCAGGUGGGGACUCACUGGCUAUUUGUAGCGAUUUUCUUUGGGUUUUUUUUUCGGUUCUUGGGCUCUUGGGUUCUAGGAUGGUAUCACUCACUUCUGGUAACAACAGGAGGGGAUAAUGAGGGUGCAGAUUGGCAAAUCAUUACCGUGACUCUUUGUAGAAGUACGGUCUCUACCAUGAUCACUUGUAGAAGUACAACCGAG
Molecule: messenger RNA, 2079 nt
Organism: Aspergillus aculeatus ATCC 16872
Lineage: Eukaryota; Fungi; Ascomycota; Eurotiomycetes; Eurotiales; Aspergillaceae
Product: DMT family transporter
Exons: 5
Coding region: 448-1806 (452 amino acids)
Biological process (GO): regulation of peptide transport
Cellular component (GO): membrane
Source: RefSeq, a predicted model, not a curated record